Molecule: messenger RNA, 921 nt
Organism: Purpureocillium lilacinum
Lineage: Eukaryota; Fungi; Ascomycota; Sordariomycetes; Hypocreales; Ophiocordycipitaceae
Cellular component (GO): cytoplasm
Molecular function (GO): oxidoreductase activity, acting on the CH-OH group of donors, NAD or NADP as acceptor
Source: RefSeq, a predicted model, not a curated record
AUGGCUCUCUCGGUUGAGGGCAAGCAUGCUCUCGUCACGGGCGCCGGCUCAGGCAUCAGUUUGGCCUUUGCCCGACGCCUCCUCCAAAAAGGCUGCUCCGUCAUCAUCGGCGACCUCAAGCUCGGCGCCGAAGCCGAGGCGCUCCUAAAGUCGUAUCCUCAUCCGCCGGCUGCUCGCGGCAUCCCAUCCGUCGUGUUCCAUCAGACGGACGUCACCUCCUGGCCGCAACUCUCAUCGCUUUUCGACGCUGCGCUCGCUGCCUUUCCAACCCUCGACAUCGUCGUCCCCGGCGCGGGACUGUACGACCCGCCGUGGUCCAGCUUCUGGCAGCCGCCGCGCACGGCGACGAACCCGGACUCGGCAUCUCGCGACAAGGCCGACGGCGAAUUUGGGCACUACGCCGUCCUCGACGUGAAUCUCGUGGCGCCGAUCCGUAUGAGCCAGCUGGCCAUAGGGCACUGGACCAAGAGAAAGGAAAAGGGGUGCAUUGUACACGUCGGGAGUGUGGCGGGCUACCUGGCCGAGGCGGCGAGCCCGCUGUACUUUGCGAGCAAGCACGGACUGCAUGGCUUCGUGAGGUCGCUGGGGGAUUUGAGAGACGAGCUUGGUAUCCGAGUCAGUUGCGUAGCGCCGGGCCCGGCGAAUACGGGAAUAUGGUACCAAGACCCUGGCAGGGCGGACGAGAUUCUGCAGGGCUGCAGAUGGCUCACCGUCGAGGAGAUUGUCCAGGCCAUGUUUGAGCUUGUAGUCAAGGACGAGUAUGGUAACGGCACCAUAUUGGAGGUGACGCCGGGGGAGACGAGGGUUGUGCCCAUGUUCAACGCGCCACCGCCCAAGCCUGGAUCGGUGCAUAUGCCAGCGAUGGGGGCAUUCCAUGAGAAGUUGUUUGAUGACCUGAGGACGAAGGGCCUCGACGUGUAA